This is a messenger RNA of Rhododendron vialii, 1790 nucleotides long. Its product is annotated as F-box/kelch-repeat protein SKIP6. The transcript has 2 exons. The coding region runs from base 97 to 1182 and encodes 361 amino acids. Gene Ontology annotation, molecular function: protein binding. The record is from RefSeq and is a predicted model, not a curated record. Lineage: Eukaryota; Viridiplantae; Streptophyta; Magnoliopsida; Ericales; Ericaceae.
ACGUUUGAUUCCUAAUCAUCACAUAAAUACAAAAACCUGGAGUAUAUAUAUCUUCACCGGCAAUCACCACCUCCAACCCACUCCCAGGCCCGGCCCAUGACCGACUCCACCACCGCCGGCGGCUCACCUCCGCCGCCCCAACUCCUCCCAAACCUACCAGACGACGUCGCUCUCCAAUGCAUUGCCAGAGUACCCAUCUCCCACCACCCCUCCCUCUCCCUCGUCUCCAGGUCCUGGCGGUCCACCGUAAACUCCCCUCUCCUCCACGCCACCCGAUCACUCCUCCGCUGCACCCAACACUUCCUCUACCUCAACAUCCGCAUCAACUCCUCCUUCAACUGGUACGUACUCGAUCAAAGCCCUACCAACCCUAGAAAACCAAGGACCCUUUUGCCCCUCCCCCCUCUCCCUUCCCAGCCAAUUGGGUCUUCUUUUGCCGUACUAGGAUCCAAAAUCUACGUCAUCGGUGGGGCUAUAAGCGAAAACCCGUCGAAUUCGAUCUGGGUUUUCGAUUGCCGGUACAAUAGAUGGGAAAUGGGGCCUAAAAUGAGGGUUUGUAGGGAGUUCGCGGCUUCGGGAGCAAUAAACGGGAAGAUUUAUGUGAUGGGUGGAUGUUUGGUGGAUAAUUGGGCCCGGUCGACGAACUGGGCCGAGGUAUUCGACCCGGUGGCGGGGUCGUGGGCGGCAGUUCCGAGCCCGAUUGAGGUUAGGGACAAGUGGAUGCAUGCUAGUGCUGUUAUUGAUGACAAGAUGUACGCGAUGGCGGAUAGGGGUGGGGUGGUUUAUGACGUGGUGGUGGGGGAAUGGGGGGAUGUGUCGACGGGGAUGGAUAUGGGGUGGAGGGGACGGGCGACGGUGGUGGAUGGGGUUUUGUAUUGUUAUGAUUAUUUGGGGAGGAUCAGAGGGUAUGAUGCGAAGGAGGAUGAGUGGAAGGAGUUGAUGGGAGUUGGGAAGGGGUUGCCUAAGUUUUUGUGCGGUGCUACGAUGGCGAAUGUGGGAGGGAAGUUGUUUGUGGUUUGGGAAGGGAAGGGGAGUGGGAAGGAGAUGGAGAUUAUGUGCGCGGAGAUUGAGGUUUGGAAGGAGAAGGGUGGGGUGUUGAGUGGCUCGAUUGUUUGGUCCGAUGUGAUUCUUGUUGUUCCGAAUAGGGCUUCCGUUGUUCAUUGUGCUGCGGUUGUAUUGUGAGUUUGGUAAUUCUCUGGGUUAUUAGUUAUUCAGAGGAAUAUCAGAGAAAAGGGAGGAGAUCCAGUUAAACUGUCUCGUUGGCUCUUCAUCUUUAAUCCAGCUUGGAUGUGGAAAUCCAGUGCCAAUAAGGAAGCAAGAUGUAAAUUACUCAAUACUAAAUAAACCUUGUGACCAGCAUGUUAUCAAUGUCUAUCUAUAUGAUUGCUCCAGUGGAAACCUUCUCUGUCGUCCUCUGGGGAGGUUGAGGGGGAGUUUCUUUCGGUUAAAAAUGCCAGAAACUUGCUCAACAGCAUUUUGGGGGUUCGGUCCAAUGACUCUGGAAGGUUGUAUCUCCUUGUUUAGCUCCUGUUGUAUUUGUUUAGAGCUUCUCAAUUUACCCCCUUAUAUAUAUUUGUAUAGUGUCUAAUCAACUGUUUCAAAAUGCUUGGGUCUUGUUGAUGAGGCUCUUCCUUCUUUUGCUGUGUUUCAAUCAGUUGUGUAGUAAAAUUUUAUAGAACAAAAGCAUUAAUUCCCUAUUCAGUUUUGUUGAACAUGUAACAUUACAAAUCCAGGACUGCUCAAAUACUUUGCAAUUCUCAGUCUUGUAAGGUAUUAUGUCUGUGUUAGGA